CUCUCUCUCUCUCUCUCUCUCUCUCUCUCAGCGGUAACGUUAUCUUCACUAUCUUACUCCUCUCUCGCUCUAUCUCUUUUUCUCUUGUUUUUGUUUUUUCUUUUUCUUUUAUUCCUAAUUAUAGUUUCUUCUUUAUUAGUCUUGUUAUUCGCUUCCUAUUUUUUCUUUUUCUCUUUCUUUCUCUCUUUCUUUCUUUCUUUUUUUCCUUCAUACGUUUCAUCAGUAUUUUUAUCAUUAUUUGCUAUCUUUAUCUUUUCUUUCUUUCUUUCUUUCUUUCUUCCUUUCUUUUUUAUUUAUGUAAUUAAGUUCAAUUUUGUUUUUUUUUAAGCGAGUUACUCAUUUAUAUUAUUUCUCUCUCUCUCUCUCUCUCUCUCUCUCUCUCUCUCUCUCUCUCUCUCUCUCUCAGCUAUCGAGAACGUGAAAAAAAACAAGAACAAGAACCAGAAGAAGAAGAAGAAAAAGAAGAACAAGAACAAGAACAAGAACAAGAACAAGAAGAACAAGAAGAAGAACAAGAAGAAAGAAGAAAAGGAAGAGAAGAAGAGCGCACACACACACACACACACACACACACACACACACACACACACACACACACACACACGUACACAUGAGCUUCACACACACAGAGGUAGACAUGACUGGUGGAGGUGGUGGCGGAGGGGGGCAUAUAGUGCUAACCCCCUCCCCUCAUAACUAUCAGGCCUCCCCCACCACCAACACCCCCUCCAACACCCCCUCCCCCCUCCCCCAGAGCUGUCAUGGGGGCGGGGGGCGGGGGGAGGGGAACGCGCCCCCCCAUAUGCCCCCCCACCCUCAGUCCAAUCCCCCAGCUGUCCAUUCUGUUAUAGUUCCAAAUGCAGCGGUUCUUCAUCAGCAAGGAACCUCAACUCUGUGCAAUGUCGGAGGAGUGGCCGUUUCCAUACCAGGCGGGGGGGAGAUUCUACUACCCAGCGGAGGAGGCGGCGGAGGCGGAGGAGGAGGAGGAGGAGGAAACACUACAGGAGGGACUGGUACAGGAGGAGGAAACGGAGGAUCAGGACUAGGAGGAGUAGGAGGAGGAGGAGUAGGGAAUGGGUUAUCGUGUACCAUUUGCGGAGACCGGGCCACGGGGAAGCAUUAUGGCGCUCAUUCCUGUGAUGGCUGCAAAGGCUUCUUCCGCCGCUCCGUGAGGAAGAACCACACAUACAACUGCAGGUUCAACAGGAGCUGCACAGUGGACAGAGACAAACGGAACCAGUGUCGCUAUUGUCGACUUCGUAAAUGCAUUAGGUCGGGGAUGAAGAAGGAAGCUGUUCAGAACGAGAGGGACAGAAUCAGUACCCGACGCCCGUGUUAUGAUGAGUCUGGGAACUCGGGGGGCAUCAACCUGGCAACGAUAUUGAGCGCUGAACACCUCUCCAGACAGUUCUCGCCCGCGGUGGAGGAGGUGAACGUGAUGAGCAAGAAGGUGGCGGGUGUGAUGGACGUGUGUGACAGCAUGAAACAGCAGCUUCUCAUCCUCGUGGAGUGGGCCAAAUACAUCCCCGCCUUCUGCGACCUCACCCUCGACGACCAGGUUGCUUUGUUGAGAGCCCACGCCGGGGAACACCUACUUCUCGGGGCUGCCUGGCGCUCCAUGAGGCUGCAGGACAUGAUACUGCUGGGGAACGAUUGCGUCAUCCUUAAGAACUCAGCCGAGAUGGAGAUCAGUCGCAUCGGGCAGCGUGUCUUGGAGGAGCUCAUCAAGCCUCUCCGCGCAGUUCAGCUGGACGAGCACGAGUACGCCUGCAUCAAGGCCAUCGUGUUCUUCGACCCAGUCAUUCGGGGUCUGCGUAACGUGGAACGCGUCAAAAUGCUGCGUUACCAAGUCCAGCUGCUUCUCGAGGACUACAUCAACGAUAGACAGUAUGAGUCGCGUGGCCGCUUCGGGGAGAUCCUUCUGACCCUCCCCGCGUUGCAGUCCGUGACGUGGCAGAUGAUAGAACAGAUACAGUUUGCCAAGCUCUUCGGCGUGGCACGAAUUGACAACCUUCUGCAGGAGAUGUUGCUCGGAGGGGCAAACGGUGAAGGAGUGAACGGCGUCUCCGGUUCUUCAGGAGGGUACGGCGGCGGGGACGGCGGGAUAGGCAUAGGCGUCCCCGCUCCUCCACCGGGGGGCGUGGGGCUCCCUAUACCCCUGGGGGCGGCCACGGCGGCGGGGGGAGGCCUGGCUAUGGGCAUGAGUACAGCUGGGGACGGCACGCAGGUCUCCACAGCGUCUCCUAUUCCCCAGCAAAACCAGCUCCCCUCCCAGCCCGGCCUUUCCACAGCUUCCUCGCCCUGUGGUUCCCAAGAGUCGGCCAACAGCCACCUCGGGGUCAUUACUAGAGACGCGGGUAAAGUCAACAGGACGUUCAAGGAGGAGGUGAUGGAUGCUGCGACGUGCUGAAGAGGUGCUGAGCGGCUGGCUGCAUUUGCUGACUCGAUUUUUAUGAGUUAGUAUUUCUAAAUGGAGGGAUCGAGUUUUUAGUGUACCGAGUGGAUGAUAGUUUUAUCUUUUUUUCACAGAGGAAGCAGCUCAAGGGCAUAAAAGAGGAGACAAAAGAGCCCACUGUCGCUGCUCAAACAAAUAGUUGAUAGAGUAGUCGGGUCAAAAUCGAAUGGAGAGAGAGCGUUUAAGUCUUAGGCAGGAGGAAAUACAGACGAAGGGAGGCUGUUCCAGCGCUUACCAGAGAAAUGUAUGAGAGAAUAAAGAUGCUGGUUAACUCUUGCAUAAGGGGUUCGGAUAGCACGGGGAGGUAGGGAGGCACGCAGUUAGCAAGUUCAGAAGAGCAGUUAGCAGGAAAAUAUCGAUAGAAGAUAGAAAGAAAAGUACGUAACACUGCGGGGAGGUUUAAGAGGUAGAAGACUGUCAAUAAGAGGAUCGAGGGAGUUGAUGAGACGAAGAGCAUUUGACUCCACUCUAUCCAAAAGGGUUGUGUGUGUGGAACCCCCUUGCUUGCUCCUAAAUGGUUUUGAAGUGUUUUUAUCUGCUUGUGUUUUAUUCAGAUGUGGUUUUGCUCAUGUUCAUUUGCGGUUUGUUCCUAGUUCAAGACGUUUUUCUUCAUUGAGGCAUUUUUUUCUAUUUGUUUUACGCUAAUGAAGAAAAGAAACGCUUGGUAUGUAUGUGUAUGUAUUUUCUGUUUUCUUAUAUUUUAGUUUUGUUAUCCUUGCAUUAUUUUAUUAGUGUUAUAUUGUGUUCAUGCACUUGCCUGUAUUAUUAUUAUUAUUAUUAUUAUUAUUAUUAUUAUUAUUAUUAUUAUUAUUAUUAUUAUUAUUAUUAUUAUCAUUACUACUACUACUGCUGCUACUAAGUACUAUUACUAUUACAUAUUUCAGUCACGUACAAAUAUAUAUGGCUUUAUCAUUGAUGUUCAACUAUUAUAUUUUGUUAUUUUCCUGUAAGUCAUCUCUCUGUACAUACUGCUAAAAUUCUCGGUAGUUAUAAUGUUCUCUUCUUCCUUGUUAUAACGAUCUUCGCUAUGUAUUCUUUGUUAUACAUUUGAGAGUUUAUGAAGGACAAAUUACACGAGAAAAGUCAAAACU
This is a messenger RNA of Eriocheir sinensis (Chinese mitten crab), 3546 nucleotides long. RefSeq names its product hepatocyte nuclear factor 4-gamma-like. The coding region runs from base 611 to 2410 and encodes 599 amino acids. The transcript is spliced from 9 exons. Gene Ontology annotation, molecular function: RNA polymerase II cis-regulatory region sequence-specific DNA binding; zinc ion binding; nuclear steroid receptor activity. Gene Ontology annotation, biological process: cell differentiation; regulation of transcription by RNA polymerase II; anatomical structure development. The record is from RefSeq and is a predicted model, not a curated record. Gene Ontology annotation, cellular component: nucleus. Lineage: Eukaryota; Metazoa; Arthropoda; Malacostraca; Decapoda; Varunidae.